Molecule: messenger RNA, 8379 nt
Organism: Hyla sarda
Lineage: Eukaryota; Metazoa; Chordata; Amphibia; Anura; Hylidae
Product: multidrug resistance-associated protein 1-like
Exons: 33
Coding region: 650-5158 (1502 amino acids)
Biological process (GO): glutathione transmembrane transport; xenobiotic transport
Cellular component (GO): basolateral plasma membrane
Molecular function (GO): glutathione transmembrane transporter activity; ATP binding; ATP hydrolysis activity
Source: RefSeq, a predicted model, not a curated record
UGCCGUGCAGUACAGUUCCCGCCCAGCCCACUACUUCCCCCGUCUUAGGUUUUCUGACCUGCUGAUUUCUGCUGGCAGCGGCUCUAUGAAUUCUAUAAUUCUGUGGUGAAUGCUGCCGCUGCCGGGAUCCUGCCUGCACUGCGUAUACUGUAUCCACGGUAUCGGAGUGCCUGGUCAUCGACCAGUGACUCUACUUUCUCCCAAGCUUCAGAUUGUAGCGUCUACAGCCGGGAAAACUGACAGUGCCUCAGGCCAAUCACUGGCCAAGGUGGGACAUUGAUAUAACUUCUACAACUCCGUCUGGCUACGUGAAGCAGACUAUCAUCAGAGAACGGCCAGAGACAGGGCGUCCUGAUCCUGGAACUAGGAAGAAGCGGAGGAAGGGUUUGAUUGGCAUUGUCGGGCUGGUUAAUGGAAUUUCAAAGGAAGCUUUACAAAUGGAUUUGAACAAUGAAAGGAAGAUCUUGGAAUGUUGGAAAGUCUGAAAUAGAUGGAGCGUUAAUGACAAUAUCUCAGUUCACCAGAAAACGUUGGAUUUCCUAGUCUGAAACUAGUUAUUUGGUAUCAUGGCCAGUUCUCUCAGAGUUUGAUCAUUGUACCUUGUUGACUGUGGUCGUGUGGGUUGAGUGGCACCCUACCUCCUGCCACUAUGAAGUGGAUCUGCAAACUUGAUGAGUCUGAGAGAUUCUGGGAUCUAAACCAGACAUGGCACACAGAUAAUCCCGACUUCUCAUGGUGUUUCCAUAAUACCAUUCUUUACUGGAUACCCUGUUUUUACCUAUUUGCCUGUUCACCAUUUUACAUCCUGUAUCUAAGACGACAUGGGCGAGGCUACAUCAUGUUGUCCCUGCUUAGCAAAGCAAAAACUUGUCUUUCUGCUUUGUUGGCACUUGUGUGCUAUACAGAACUUUUCUACACUGUGUGGAACAUGACACACAGCAUUGCUGAGCCGCCAGUUCUCCUCAUUAGCCCACUCAUAGUUGGAGCUGCUAUGCUCCUGGCCACAUGUCUCAUCCAAUAUGAGAGGAUAAGAGGCGUACGAUCAUCAGCUCUCUUGUUGGUAUUCUGGAUCCUGACUUUAAUAUGUGCUGUCUUCCAGCUAAGAACCAAAAUCACAAUGGCCAUUUCUCAGGGAGCAGAAAUUAACAGACUUCGCUACACACUAUUUAUGAUCUACUUCUUACUGGUCCUGUUCCAGUGCAUUCUGUCAUUUUUUAAUGAUCCCCCUCCUUUUUUCUCCAGUGUAAAAAAUGACAUGAACCCUUGUCCUCUGUCAAGUGCUUCUUUCCUUUCUCAAGUCACGUUCAGUUGGUUUACAGAAAUAAUGUUUAGGGGUUAUAAACAACCAUUAAAAGCAGAUGAUAUUUGGUCCCUGAGAAAGUCAGACACAGCUGAAGACAUUUUGUUAAAAUUCUCUAAAGAAAUUCAGAAAGAAUGGCACAAAACUAAACCGUUAAAGGUUCACACAACAGUCUCUAAUUCCAAGAAGGAUACUGAUAUUCAGGUUUAUGAAGAAGAACAGCAUGAGACUGAAAUUCUACUGAAAAACCCCAGCAUGCAGAUGAAUAACCAGUCUCUCUUAAAGAUCAUCAUUAAUUCUUUUGGAUACCACUACCUGCUUACUGCAUUGUUAAUGAUUCUCUACACUGUGUUCCUCUUCAUCAGUCCUUUGCUUAUUAGACUUCUGCUGGAUCGUUUAAAGGAUUCUUCGGUGCCAACUUGGCAAAGCUUUUUGAUUGCCAUACUCCUGCUCAUUUGUCCUUGUUUUCAGUCCCUCUUCCUUCACCAACAUGACUAUCUGUGCUAUGUUAUUGGAAUGAGACUUAGAUCAGCAAUAGUGGGCAGUGUCUAUAAAAAGGCAUUAGUCAUAUCCAAUGCUGGACGAACGAAUUCAUCAUCUGGAGAAAUUGUAAAUUUGAUCUCUACGGAUGUACAGAAGCUCAUGGACUUGGCCACUUGCUUGAACUAUCUUUGGUCGGCACCAUUUACAAUAAUUUUUGCUAUGUACUUCCUUUGGCAGACACUCGGUGUCGCUGUAUUUGCAGGUGUUGGAGUAUUUAUUUUAAAUCUUCCUUUUAUGACUGUAUUUGGAGCAUUGAUUAAAAAAAUCCAGGAGGAACAAAUGAAACAGAAGGAUGGUCGUAUAAAGCUUAUCUCUGAGAUAUUGCAAGGUAUAAAGGUGCUGAAGCUAUAUGCCUGGGAAAAUGCUUUCAUGAAGAAAGUUAUAAGCUUUAGGCUGCUUGAGUUGAAAGCAGUGAAAAAGAAUGCGCUGUUGCUUUCCGGAGCACUGGCUCUGUUUGUGGCCUCCCCUUUUUGGGUUUCCCUAAGCAUGUUUGGUGUGUUCUUGGCACUUGAUGAAAAAAAUGUUCUGGAUGCUCAGAAAGCCUUUGUCACCAUCAUGUUACUUAAUAUUCUCAGGAUCCCACUUCGUAUGUUCCCAAUGGCCAUAACUCUUACUGUGCAGUCAACCGUAUCUCUGAGACGCUUGGCAAAAUUUUUCUCAGAAGAGGAGCUGGAACCUAAUAACGUGCAGACAUUAGACACUACUAGCAGGAACGACAUUGUUGUAUGUGAUGGCACCUUUACCUGGAGUGCCACAAAUGAACCAUGCCUAAGGGGCAUUAAUUUAUCAAUCCAGAAAGGAUCCUUGGUGGCUGUUGUUGGGCAGGUUGGUUGUGGAAAAACCUCUCUUCUUUCUGCACUACUCGGAGAAAUGGAGAAAGUUGAGGGGGAAGUCGCUCUAAAGGGUUCUGUAGCAUUUGUUCCACAGCAAACUUGGAUUCCAAACGCCACUUUUAAAGAGAAUGUUCUUUUUGGAAGAAUGUUGAACAAAGAAUGGUAUGAUAAUGUUAUCCAAUCUUGUGCACUACUACCUGACCUAAAAAUUCUUUCUGGGGGAGAGAACACAGAAAUUGGUGAAAAAGGUAUAAACUUGUCUGGAGGACAGAAGCAACGAAUAAGCAUUGCUCGAGCAGUAUACAGGAACUGUGAUGUCUACUUGUUGGAUGAUCCCCUAUCUGCAGUUGAUGCCCAUGUUGGACAACAUUUAUUUGAGCAUGUCAUUGGACCCAAUGGUUUGCUUAAAGGAAAAACACGCAUUCUUGUCACUCAUGGAGUAAGUUUCCUCCCACAAGUGGAGAAGAUAAUAGUAAUGUCUGACGGCCGAAUCUCUGAGGUUGGCACAUAUUCUGAGCUUUUAGAAAACAAUGGCGCCUUUGCAGAUUUCCUUCAAACAUAUGCCCUGACAGCUCAACAAAAGGAUGAGGCACACAUAGAAAGCAAAGUGAAGGACAGUAAAGGAAAAGCCAGAGGGGACAAGAUGACAAACAAUCAUAUAAGGAAGGAAAUUGCUUCUGAUACAGCUGAGGAAACUACAGAGGGAGAUGCAGAUGCUGGGAAGCUUACAGAGGCUGAUAUUGCUCUCACAGGCAGGGUUAAAAUGUCAGUGUAUUUGGAGUACUGCAAGAUCAUGGGAAAGUGGUAUCUGCUCAUGUGUGCUGUAUUCUUCAUCAUUCAACAAUUAUCUGCUUUGGGACACAAUUACUGGAUCGGUUUAUGGGCUGAUGAUCCCCCUGUGAAUGGCACACAACAGAACACCAGCAUGCGGCUAGCUGUAUACAGCAUUUUAGGCUUUGUGCAAGCUUUAGGUAUCUUUAUAGCAUCUGCUACUAUUAUUGUUGGAGGUGUGUCAGUAUCCCGGCAGCUUCACUCUAAACUCUUGUACAGCAUCCUGAGGAGCCCAUUGAGCUUUUUUGAACGAACCCCCAGUGGAAACUUGACUAACCGCUUUGCUAAGGAGAUGGACACUAUAGACAAUAUCAUCCCUCAGAUGUUAAUGUUGAUAAUAAUAAUGACCCUGACUAUAUUGGAGAUACUGCUGGUCAUCGCAAUAGCUACACCUCUUGCUGCCGUAGCCUUUGUACCCCUAGGAAUACUCUAUUUCUUCUUACAAAGAUUUUAUGUUGCCACUUCCAGACAGUUGAAACGUCUGGAUGCAGUCAGUAAAUCACCUCUGUACACUCACUUUAAUGAAACGCUGCAAGGAGUAAAUGUCAUACGAGCCUUCAGAGAACAGGAUCGGUUUAUUCAAGACAACAAUCUACGUCUAAACACUAAUCAACAAUUCUAUUUCGCUAGCUUUGUUGCUAACAGGUGGCUGAGUGUGCGCUGUGAUCUCCUCAGUAAUUUCAUAGUCUUUACAGUUGCUGUUGUGGGUGUACUUUUCAGGGAGCAAAUUUCUCCUGGUCUAGUUGGCCUUGCUGUAGUGAACUCUCUGCGGUUGACAGGUGUUUUAAAAGAGGCAGUGCAUACCGCUACAGACAUGGAAACAAACUCAGUUUCUGUGGAGAGAGUGAAGGAGUAUUGUGAUGUGGAGCCUGAGGCUCCAUGGACAUCAGAAAAUGAUUCAGCACUAACCGAUUGGCCCCAUGCUGGUAGAAUAGAAUUUCAGAAUUAUGGCUUAAGGUAUAGAAAGGAUUUAGAACUGGCAUUAAAGAAAGUAACUGCAAGUUUCCAACCCGGAGAAAAGAUUGGCAUCGUAGGAAGAACUGGAGCUGGUAAAUCAUCUCUUACCUUAGGGUUGUUCAGAAUUUUGGAGCCUGCGACUGGAGCAAUACAGAUAGAUGGAAUAGACAUUUCAAAACUAGGCCUUCAUGAACUGAGAUCGAAGAUAACAAUCAUCCCCCAGGAUCCGGUUUUGUUCUUUGGAUCACUGAGAAUGAAUCUUGAUCCAUUUGAUAAUUAUUCGGAUGAUGACAUUUGGACUGCACUAGAACUGGCUCACUUAAAAAGCUUUGCUUCAGCCUUAUCAGAUGGCCUUAAUCACACAUGCUCUGAAGGAGGAGAAAAUCUGAGUGUUGGUCAGCGUCAGCUGGUAUGCCUGGCAAGAGCCCUCCUGCGGAAAACAAAGAUCCUGGUGCUAGAUGAAGCCACUGCAGCUGUGGACCUGGAGACUGAUGACCUUAUACAGUCCACCAUUAGAAAAGAAUUUCAGGAUUGUACUGUAAUCACUAUUGCACAUCGACUCAAUACAAUCAUGGAUUAUACACGGAUUGUUGUCUUUGACAAAGGUGAAAUUGUAGAAAUUGACACUCCAUCAAGAUUACUGGAAAGUAAAGGACUGUUUUACUCCAUGGCCAAAGAUGCAAAUAUUAUUUAGCUAUGCCAGCAACGAGUUUGCAAAUAACAAUACAGUUGUCUUCUAUAUUUACUGUAGGGCAACUUCAGUAUAUGCCUAAAAUGGAAUGUACAAAGUCAGUGCCUUUGUGUUAGGCUAUAUUCAUGUGUUUCCUAUGCAAAAUUUGAUGUGUAUUUUUCAAAGAAUACAGUACACAAAUCCAAAGCUGAAACUCAUAUUCUUGUCAUGGAUGUACCAGUGGGUUCACACAUGAACCAACCCCAGUUGUCACUCAGAGGGCUUAAUCUGUGGCUUUUCUGUGUGCAAUCCAAGUGAAUAAUGAACAUGCUUUAAAUAUACAAAAUUAAACAAUAUUAAACAAAAGGGAAAAACCUCUUCCCAGUUUCAUCUGCUGUUCCAUGCAUAGUUUAGCUUCUUGUGUUAUAGCCUAACAGCAAUUUCUUUUCAAAAAUAUAUAUGUACGGCUUAUAGAUCAGUAUACCUUAAUGACAUAUAUGUAUAUUAAGAUCAUAGAUGAUAAAAUAAUAAAAGUGUGCACAGGCAGGAGUAUAUAAACCAUGUACUAAAUUCCUAGUUAAUAGAAAAAACAUAUUUAUAAAGUUAUGAUGUGUAUUUCAGUCUGCCUAAAAGCUUUAUCUUCUUUUUCUUCUAUUUCUUUCUAUAAGUCUUUCCUAUAGCAUCAAAUAGAACCACCAUCUUUUUUAACUAUCAGCAUUAUAUUGUACUGUAUAUUUAGUAUAUAACCAACUAAAACAUAUCAUGAAAGAUAAAUUCUACUCAGUAUAAUCUAUACAGUAUGCAAGUUAUUUGUCUCCCUAGGUAGCCUCAACACUAGGGCUACUACAUUGCUACUCUUUGUUGUGCUACUGAUUGAUUUUACUAUGGAGUGACAGCUGUUGUCCACAAGGUUGUAUUACUUUGAAAGUUUAGACUGUAGCUUGAUCAUGGAUACUUUGUUAGUGGAGCUACCACAUGACUGAAAAUUGCAUAGGAUAGAAUCAAUUUGUGUAACCUUUUAUUGCACCAAAAUUGCAAUAGUCUGCAAAUCUGGUUCAACUUAAUUUUUCAGUGGAAGAUAUGAUACACGCUACAUGUCAUGAUUUACCACCCCAUACCAUAAAAAAUGGUGCGACCAUAGCCUAAGGGUUUGUUCACACGGGCGGAAUUUCCAUCAGCAGAAUCCGCCAAUGGAAUUCUGCCUGAAAUGAAAGCCCAAUACACUUCUAUGGGAUUCUGCACUCCCAUUGACACUUCGGAAAUCCCACUAUUUCACAAGCAGUAUUUCCGAAGUGUCAACUGGAGGGAUCCCAUAGAAGUGUGUAUUGGGCUUUAAUUUCAGGAGGAAUUCUGCCGUGUGAAUAGACCCUUACCGUCUAGAACAAAGGCCCUAAGUCUCCCUCACUUGAAAUGCAUGUGAUAUCGGAUACCUGGGUAUAAAAUAGCUGGGAGCAAAAUGUUUUUGGUUAAGUAUAUAAUGUGAGACAAAGGUGUAAUGCAUAGACAUUACAGAUAUUAAAAUGAAAGAAAUGAUUUGAUUGGUUGCUAUGGGCAGCUGGUCAACUUUUUCAUGCCUGCGGUUGUCUUAGAAGAAUGGAAUAGACCAAAGCACCACUUCUUGCAAAAAAUAAUAAAACGGUAUAGAGAGCUUCUAUUAUACACCAAGAAGACACAGGGGGAAUAUUCAAAGACUUGUGUAAAAAAAAAAAAAGUUGUGCUUACUUCUUUGAAUAUCCUCCCCCAUAAUGUGAUAGCAGAACAAUACUGCCUUCAUCAAGCGCACUUGUAUUGUUCAGCCGAAACGUCGUUUUUUUUUUCAUGUAGCUUUUUUUUAUUUUUAGCAAGAAUUGGUGCUGUGUUCUAUAAAAUUUUUCUACAACAUGUUCUGAGGCCAGAGGGUUGAGGCCUAACACUAUGUGCAUCAUAAGGAUAAUGGGGAUCCAAUGAGUGAAUAGAGGUGUUGCUGUUCCACACAGCUUUCUUUGGAUAUGGCUGGUUUUGGUGAUCUGCAAUACCACACACAACCUGUGGACAACUGUGGCUCUGUUGUUUAAAGAAAUCAGCCAUGUUCAUAUUAUCCUGUACAACACCAUUAAAGUGUACCAGUCAUUUAAAAAAAAUAAAAUAAAAUGUACAUGUCACAGAGACAUGUCACAAAGUUCUGAUCGGUCAAGGUCUCAGUGCUGAAACCCCCACUGAUCAUUACAAUGAGUGAGGAGAAAUAUGCAGUAGCACGCUUCAAUCCCCGGCUUGCUGUGAUCUCCAUCCAGCUUCACUGGAAAGCCCCAUAGACUUAUAAUGAGGCCAGCUAGUGAAGUUGGAGGAGAUCGCUGCAAGCUGGGUAAAUGUCCAGUCUUGCGAGUAGGUUAAAAGCGUGCAAGUCAAGCUUAGCCUAAAUAUUAGAGAGCUGAUUAUUUUGCAACCAUUAAGUAAGUCCAUUCAUUCUUAUCCCGUUUAGGGUAAGUUCCAACUUCUCCCCUUCACACUACAUCCCUCCAUGUAUGAAUUUAUAGUAUAUGCAACAAAUUAAAAAAAAGGGAAGUCAAAAAUAUUUAUUAGUUUGUAGUAUGUAGUACUUGUAGUAAGUAGCACUUUUAACCUUUUUGAACUUUUUCAAAUUUCUCUCAGGAAAGAAUGCAUUGUACUGUGCAAUAUUUUAUAUUGUACAUUAUAUUGUAAAUAAAGCUUAUUGAAACAAGCACUCUCUGGAAAAGUACACAAAGAACAAGCAAAUGCUCAUUUGUCAGCUGGUUGGGUUACUUUGACCCGUCAAAAAAAAAAAAAAAUCACUGUCCAUAGAAUGGCUGUGUAAUAGGGGAUGUGCAGCUGAUGGCUGACUGUAGCAAAGGGAUGAAUGAUCUAGCAAUCAUUUUUGCGUCUCUUUCUGCCCAACACUCGAGUCGUGUAAAAGGGUCUAGGAGUCUAGGAGAUCGCUGCUCGUUUACUGUGCCGGAACUCUUUUUUUCUCUGCUAAACUCCUGUAAAAUUACCAGAUCACCGUCAGACCCCAUGCAACAACAGUAACCUUUUGCAUCUAACCCAUUUCAGUGUCCGUUCGGCUCAAGAAAAAAAAAAAAAAAAAAGAACUGAAUAGACCCUGUACGGGUCGGAUCGGAUGCAAACGGCAGUGUUAACAUAGCCUUAUUGUUAUUUUGGUAUCGAAUAGGUGGGCUUAAUUUUAAGUGGUAUAUCUGUAUUAAAGGGGUAUUCCAGGCCAAAACUUUUUUUUAUAUAUCAACUGGCUU